AUGUGGAUACGGAUGAUGAAAUGCCUGACGAAUUGGUACACGGAUGAAUGGAAUCUCGCUGCUCUUCACAGUGGAAACAGUUGGGGUGAUCCACAACGGAAACAUCGUCACGGUUUCCACUAUUACGUCGAAACGUGGAACCAACUUGCACAAGUUUUGAGCAAAGACUUCAUGGAAAAAGAACAACCAGAUCGUGAACUGUCCUUAUUGGAACAUGAAGAAAGUUUGGCAUCUUUGUAA
This is a messenger RNA of Caenorhabditis briggsae, 240 nucleotides long. The record is from RefSeq and is a predicted model, not a curated record. Lineage: Eukaryota; Metazoa; Nematoda; Chromadorea; Rhabditida; Rhabditidae. The coding region runs from base 1 to 240 and encodes 79 amino acids. The transcript has a single exon.